Messenger RNA from Cheilinus undulatus (humphead wrasse), 4575 nucleotides. It is a transcript of the gene ell2, whose product is annotated as elongation factor for RNA polymerase II 2. Gene Ontology annotation, cellular component: transcription elongation factor complex. Lineage: Eukaryota; Metazoa; Chordata; Actinopteri; Labriformes; Labridae. The transcript is spliced from 12 exons. The record is from RefSeq and is a predicted model, not a curated record. Gene Ontology annotation, molecular function: cis-regulatory region sequence-specific DNA binding. The coding region runs from base 37 to 2085 and encodes 682 amino acids. Gene Ontology annotation, biological process: positive regulation of transcription elongation by RNA polymerase II; snRNA transcription by RNA polymerase II; transcription elongation by RNA polymerase II.
ACAGUGAGCACAGGGACAGGGAGCCUGAGCUGCUAAAUGCUCCAGCCUCAAAGGGACGAUGGUGGAGGGCUGGUAAAGAUGGCGCUCUCCGAGGAUGGGAGAUACGGAUUAAAUUGUGGCCCAGAGAGCGCAGAUAGAGUCACUGUAUUGCACGUUAAGUUGACCGAGACAGCACUGAGAGCCAUAGAGAGCCACCAAAACUGUAUGAAUGUAUCUUCUUCGCGGCCAACGAUACAAUUCAAGGGACUCCAAGGGCGCAUCAAAAUUCCCAAGACUGAUUCCUCCUCUAACGCCUUCCACAAUUUUGAUUUUUACCUGUCUAAUGUGGGCAAAGAUAACCCUCAGGGAAGCUUUGAGUGCAUCCAUCAGUAUGUGUCGAGCUCAGGGGCCUCACACCUGGCAUUGUUGGCGACGGUACAGGACAAGGUCACCGUGUGCGCCACUAAUGACUCCUACCAGGUGACCCGAGAGCGCAUGGCCCAGGCUGUGGAAGACACACGUGAACGUGGGACCAAAGUCAUCAAGCCUGGGGGCCAGUACAGAGGAAAGCAGGUGCAUAUCCGUAAGCCAGCGCUAUCAGCCCCUGAGGUUGUCCCGGAGCGCAAACGCUCCACACCCAUCAACCCAGCCAACACGAUUCGUAAGUGCCUUUCCAAUAACCCUGUAUCCCAGCGGCCUUUCCGGGACCGCAUCAUUCACCUGCUGGCGCUGAGGUCCUACAAGAAGCUUGAAGUGCUUGCCCGUUUGCAGCGGGAUGGGAUCAACCAAAAGGACAGGAACUCUCUGGGGACCACCCUGCAACAGGUGGCAAACUUAAACCCCAAAGACAACACAUACUCGUUGAAGGAGUUUAUAUUUCGUGACGUCCAGAGAGACUGGCCUGGCUACUCUGAGGAUGAGAAGACUCAAGUUGAUCGGAUCCUGGCUCGCAAAUUAGGUCUUUCUACUGAGACCCCCUCGUCAAGCAGUUCUCCCAAAGACAGUGUCCCCACAUCCCCCCAGAAGCGUCCGCCAGACUUCGAUUUCAUUGACCCUUUGGCGCCCAAGAAAGCCCGCAUCUCCCACCUCAGUAAUCGAGGGUCAGCAGCAUCGUCAUCCUCCUCCUCCUCCUCAGAGCGCCGGGAGGACGAGGGCAGCCCCAACUCUAAACGCUCGUCCCUCCCCUCCAACAUCACCUCAGGCCCUCCCACCCAUCUCCCCAUUUCGUCCCACCCGCCUGCCCCCUCUCACCAGCAGCCCAGCCCAGCCUCCCACUCCAACUCACCCAGCACCCCGGAGGGCUGUGGCACCCAGGACCUGCCUAUGGACCAGAGUUCCUCCUGCAGAGAUCCCUCACCCAGCCCUUUCUCCUCUGACAGGACCCUGCAGGACCGCUAUCGUCACCCUGUCCCAGUACCUGCCCCCACCCCCACCCCCAGCCCCCCUCCUCUUCCUUCUUGCACAUCACUCACAGUUACCUCCACUGUCAUCAGCAGCCCUCCCUCGUCCAGCAGCACCAACAAGAAGUUUAAGAAAAAAUCCAAGAAGCACAAAGAGAAGGAUCGAGAGAGGGAGAAAGGGAAACGGAUUGAAAGAGACAGAAGUCCUCCCAGUGAAGAGACUCGUAAAUCAAAAAAGAGACGCAAUGCUGAGGAUGAGAGCAGAGAGGAUAUUGACAAGAAUCCUCACAAAGAUCAAGAUUCUUCAGAAAAAGAAAAGCCAGUCCAAUCCACUGAAUUCUCCUCCAAAGUUGAGAUGCCAGACUAUGUAGUGAAGUACAUGCCAUUGGUGUCCAUGGACCAGAGACAAAGCUACAAGGAUGACUUCAACGCAGAGUACGAUGAGUAUCGCCUACUACACGCCCGCGUGGAGAACAUCAACCGCCGCUUCACCCAGCUGGAUGCCCAGUGCAGGAAGCUGGCCCCUGGCACCAAAGAAUACCAGAAGGUGCAAGAAGAAGUGUUGAAAGAGUACAAAAAGAUGAAACAACACAGCCCAAACUACCACGAUGAGAAACAACGCUGCGAGUACCUGCACAACAAGCUGGCCCACAUCAAGCGGCUAAUAGCUGAUUAUGACCAGCGCAGAGCCCAGGCCUGGUGCUGAGAGCACAGCAUACCAUGUCCUCACUGAUCAGUAUUGAGAGCAGAAUGUCGAACCAGGAGGGGGAUUCAACUGGCUGUUAUUAAACUCCCCUUCAGUUACUGCCUCCCCUCACACACCUCUCUUCCUUCCCUAAUCCCCUUAUCCGUCUUCAUUCCUUCCUUCUUUUCCAAUCUUGGAAUUCCACUGGCUUCAUUGUUGCCUGCAAUUGUGAAAUCUCACUUUGACUUCUUCUUUACCCCCAUCUUUUUGCUUUCUUUUUUUUUUUUUAUUAUUAUUAUUUCUCGAGGAGCUCCUGUGGAGUUUAAUACCACUGGACCAGUGGGAGGAGCUGCCUGCAUGUGUGAAGGGGUUUUGAGGAAACACUUCGACUCUUCUUCUUCUUACUUUUUGAAGGACUUUAUCUUCAGGCAAAAAAAAAAGAACAAAAAAAGUAUUUUUGAGUAUCAGAGAAAAUAUUAACAUGUAUUUAAGUCAAAAAGAGGGAGAACUAUUUAUUUUGGGACUCGUAGUGCAAAAAGAAGAGUCCGCAGAUGAUAUAUUGUUUAACUUUUGAAAACAAUGCAAAAAAAAAAUGACCGCGGGCCUUAUGUGUUUGACUUUGUGAAGCCAUUUUGCACGCCAGAUCAAUUCUGUCAUCUCUCCUGUCAUCUCUGAUGUCUCUCCUGCCUCAUUUCCUCUCUCUCCGUGAUAACUGUUAUGAGUGACCUUGCUGCAGCAUGUUGCACUUGUUUCUGUUUGGAGAGGUAGGAAAUGGGACAGGCCAGAGAAAUCACUUGAGCUGAGUAAGAAGCAACCACAGUUUGUGUGCAUGGAUUGUAAAUUUAGUUGUAAUGGCGACAUGAAGUUGAGAGUGGGAUUGACUAAUGGAGUAUGAGCCCCCAUCAGAGGGGGGCAGUAUUCCCUGCACCAUCAGUGUUUUUGCGUUCACAUUGCAUUAUGGGUGCCUUAAGGUGUUUACACUCAGACAUGCUGAGUCAGGCUGACCUUUAGGGUCCACAGGCAACACAAAGGAACUAUAACUGCCUGGAAACAGGUUGUGUGUGUAUGUUUGUGUGUUUGUCAGAGUGGUGGAGCGAGGAAGGAGUGUUACAAAUUGUGUGCGUGUAUCUGUCUGUAUGGCUGUGCAUUAUGUGGAGUGAGAGAUAAAAGAGAAAAAUAAUAGCAAUGUGGAGAAAAAAGUGAGAAAUAAGAAAAAAAAAAAAAAAAAAGCUGCUAUAGUGUUUAACCAGCCGGAGCACUCAGGAUCAACCCGGCUGGAGUAACAGAACCUGAUCUUAAUCGAAGAGAAAAAGAAGCUCCUUAUUUUCUAAGACCCUGGAAAGGACUGAGACGUCUGCUUCUUCAGCUUUAUCCAGCGGCAAACAUGUUAUAUUUUUGUUUGAGAAAGAAGCCAAAACAUGCCACCCUCCAGAGGACAGAUCUGUAUGAAGAUGUCCCAUGUAUUUGAUCCUCAGUUUGAUUUCUGCAGAGUAGUGAAAGUUUUUUUUUUUUCUAACAUGGAUACCAAUUUUAGUUCACUGGAUGGAUCGAAAGCUUCUUUGAAAGUCUUUAUUUCAGCAAGGGAAAACUGUUUACAAACCUGUGUUAGAAUGUUUGCCAAAAAUUAAAAACUUUUCUGGUACUGCACCCAUGGAGCAAAAUUUCUGAUAAAGGGCUUUUACUGACAUACAGUAUGAGUUUCAGCAACUUAAACCUCUUUAAAACCCUUUGGGAUGAACAUUGGAACUGAUACACUAAGCUCAUCAGAAGAUCCACAGUGGAGACAUGUUGACUUUGAACUUCCAAAGUGGGAAACCCCUCCUGAUACAUGUUCAGCAAGUGUGGACAAAAUGCCCUGCUGAAAUAAAGUGUCCCAUUCUCUUUUCCAUUUAUGUUGGUUUUGGCAUUCAGUCGAAUAGUCGGUCUCUGCAGCAGACUGGCUGUUCUGUCGGCUUGUCAGAAUCAUUUAAACAUUUCCACAAACUCAAUUUACUUGCAUGUGAUGACUCAAGUUAUUUUGGACAGAAAAUCAACACUUGUUACUUGGAUGUGUCACAUUUGCAGUUAAAAAUGUUCAUUAGAGAUGAGGCUCUCUUUAAGAUCUAUGUUGAAUAUGGCUGUGGGUUACAGGGCCAGUGUUUUGGUUUAUUGUUCCUGUUUUCCCUUGCAGUAGUCAUUUCCCAGAAUUAGAAUGAAAGAAAUAGAGCCCUAAAGCCACUUCCAAUUUUGAAGCCAAGGCUUCCUGUGCAGCUGUCAAGAUGUCAUCACUGCUGUUGUCCUCUUUACAGUCUUCAUGAACACAGAUUAACCUAAAUCAGGUCUGAUUAUCGAGAACUUGUGAUAAGAGGGAGGGGAGGAAUUUGAUCAAGAGUCUUAAUGAGGAAGUGACCAUUAAAAAUGCCCUGGCAGUGUUUGGAUGUGAGAUACCACUGAAAAUCAAGUGUGAAAUCUAAUCCUGCCCACAUGAAAAUGUACAAAACAUUUCAAUAAAAACGAAAUAGUUUUACCUGG